Messenger RNA from Solenopsis invicta (red fire ant), 2601 nucleotides. Its product is annotated as gastrulation defective protein 1 homolog. The transcript is spliced from 3 exons. Gene Ontology annotation, molecular function: protein binding. Gene Ontology annotation, cellular component: site of double-strand break; nucleus. The coding region runs from base 223 to 2226 and encodes 667 amino acids. Gene Ontology annotation, biological process: regulation of DNA double-strand break processing. Lineage: Eukaryota; Metazoa; Arthropoda; Insecta; Hymenoptera; Formicidae. The record is from RefSeq and is a predicted model, not a curated record.
GUUGACUUGCAUAUUUCAUCAUUCUCUUUUUCUCUCCAAUGUGAAAAUAAAAAGAGAAAAGAUAACCAUGCAUGCAUGCAGUUCAGUUCUUCGGAUGUAAAAAGAAAACAAAUCAGUCAUUCUGGAAUGUUUUGGAAUCUUUAUUGUUACAAGUAAUAACAAAUCACAACAAGCGGAACUGCGCGUGAAUUUAAAAUACCGAGUCGCCGUCAUCUGGCAAUUAUGAAUUCGAAAAAGACCAUAACCUUCGGCAAGAUAAGUGCCAAUUUGAAUAAAUCAGUGUCCGAGGAACCAGUAGAGACUUCCAGCUCCGGGGGAUUCGGCACUUUUGGUAAGAAACGUGAAGAAAACAAUGUGAAAAAGAUGGAUGAGAUCAAGCCAGAGGAUGAGGAAGAGACCCAGAAUAUGCAGAAGAUGAUGGGCAUCAUGAGUUUUGGUAAGAAGGCCAAGUCCUUUGAUGUGCAGGAAAUGAUGGAAAACAUCACCAAGACCAUAAACAGCAACAAACAAAGUGUGAUCGAAAAGGAGAAACCCAGGGAAAUUGUGGAACCUAAAGAGGACAAGGUGAGCGACAAUAAUGACGAUGACGAAGACGACGACAAUUUCAUUGGCCCACCUAUACCAUCUUUGAUGCUUGUUACUUCGGAAGCGACUAAGGAUUCCAAUGCAGAAAAGAAGACUGAGAAGACUGAAAAUGAUGACGAUGACGAUGACGAUGACAAUGAUAAAGAAUCUGAAGAAGAAGAAGAAGAAGAGGUAACAUUGAGGGACAAGAUUCCUUGUUCUCAUGAGGUCUCAAUGACUCAUGGCACCAAAGCAGUGAUUGCCAUUGCAGCGGAUCCAUCAGGGGCUCGACUAGCGUCCGGCUCCAUUGACUAUGACGUCUGUUUCUGGGAUUUUGCUGGCAUGGACACAACCAUGAAGAGCUUCAGGACCUUGCAGCCCUGCGAGAAUCAUCCCAUCAAGUGCUUGCAGUAUUCUAUGACCGGGGAUGUGAUACUGGUGAUCUCAGGGGCAGCGCAGGCAAAGGUCCUGGAUCGAGAUGGCUUUGAGAAAUGCGAGACUGUUAAGGGCGAUCAGUACAUCACAGAUAUGGCGCGCACGAAGGGCCAUACCGCCAGUCUAAACAGCGGUUGUUGGCAUCCAUUCACAAAAGAAGAGUAUAUGACCUGUUCUCAAGACAGCACCUGUCGAAUAUGGAAUUUAUAUAGGCCGCGUGCACAUAAGAGCCUGAUAAAGUGUCGUGCGCAAAACGGCGUGAAAACUAUUCCUACCACGUGCGCCUACAGCCGAGAAGGCGCGGCCGUUGCUUGCGGUUGUAUAGACGGCUCGAUUCAGAUGUGGGACCACAGGAAGAAUUUUGUGAACCCAUCCCUUAUGUUACGCGGUGCGCACGCACAAUCCAGCGAGGUGUCGAGUCUGAGCUUCUCGUAUCUUGGGCAACUGUUGGCGAGCAGAGCCUGCGACGACACUUUGAAAUUGUGGGACUUACGAGCGUUCAAAGUGCCAAUCUUUGAAGCCAAGGGACUGUUCUCGCGUUACGAUACCACAGAUUGCAUGUUCAGUCCAGAUGACUCGAUGAUCGUCACGGGGGAAUCUUUGAACAAAGGAGAGACGACUGGCAGGGUGUUGUUCUAUGACAGUAAAACAUUCAACUUGGUCAGAGAGAUUCCCGUGACAAACUCGCAUGUGAUAAAGACUCUAUGGCACCCGAAAUUGAAUCAGGUGUUUGUCGGCUGUGGCAAUGGCAUUGUCAAGGUAUACUACGAUUCCAAGAAGAGCAUGAGAGGCGCCAAAUUGUGCGUCGUCAAGACGCACAUGAAGCAGAAGCACAUCGAGAUAAUGUCCACCCAGCAGAUUAUAACACCUCACGCGCUUCCCCUAUUCCGUCAGGACAGGCCCAAGUCAGUUCGCAAGCAGAUGGAAAAGGAUAGGCUCGAUCCGGUGAAAUCGAGGCGUCCAGAUUUGCCUAUCACCUCUGGCCAGGGUGGCAGAGUGGCAUCCUCCGGAGGAACGCUUAGUUCCUACGUUAUACGCAAUCUUGGGCUGAGCAAACGGAUAGAGGACGAUCAGGAUCCCAGGGAGGCUAUUCUCAAGUACGCAAAGAUAGCUGAGGAAGAACCGUACUGGAUCGCACCCGCGUACAAGAAGACGCAGCCGAAAACAAUUUUUCAAAACGAUGAUCAAGAUAGUAGUGGGCCGAGUAAUAAGAAACAAAAAACUUAGGACUUAUAUUCACUUUGUACAUACGUAAGUACUAUGUAAUUAUGUGUAUUCAUUUGGUAUAGUAUAUAUAGCGAAUUAAUCAGAGAACUUUUUUGAAAAUGUUACGUUGUAGAAUAUUGAAUAUUGUACAAAAUGCGUUUAAUUUAAUGUAUUGGGACAAUGGUUUACAGUGGCACAUAUGUGGUUGAAUAAAUUUAUGUAUAAAUAUCUAAACUUUAAAAAAUAUUUAAACACUGCAAACUUUUGUCCCAACCUAAUAAUAUUAUUUUAAUUGUUUAGUUCAUAUUAGUCUUUGCUAUACAUAAAUCUAAUAGAAUUUAAUGUCUUAUUAUGUUUUGUAAUAUUUGUCCAAUAAAGAUGUAUUUAUAAAUAAUA